GACCGUGACCUUGGGUUUUGGCUGAGUAUGGAGCAUCUAAAUGAAUUACGGCGCGCCCCCGUCCGCCUGGCUGGGAAAAGGCGCAUCCUCCUUCCUUUUUAGAUUUCAGUCACGCACCUUUGCUCAGAUUUGACAAGACGCACGAGGGAUGUGUUUCGCUGUUAUUCUCUCAGCUCCCCGAUUUAAAGAAAAAGAGCGAGAAUCGCGCUUGUAAGAAUCGAUGCCUUUGCUUUGUCUGACUUGAGAUUUCUGGAUUUAAUCUGCACCCAGCGCGCAUUUUACACAAAUCUGCGCCGCUUGCACACGACGGAGAGACUGCGCCUCCUCGAAGCGGGUAUAGGGCGAUAACCGAUAGGCACCGAUAAUAUCCUCCGGGGCCGUUCGUGCUUUUCUACUCAGACAUUAAAAACAAAAACAAAACAUAUGAAUCGCGUAUUUUAAAACAAGGUCAGUAACAAUUUGAGAUCUCAAGCGCAGAUCCCGGUACACAUCACCUUCCUCCGGUGAUGCUGUGGUCAGAGAACAGUAAAACAGACUAAAAGGGAAAACAAUGUGAUGGACAAUGUCCACUCCAGCGGGUACGAGACACCUGCCAUCCUGGUUCUGAAUGCAGCGAAGAGAGACACCGAAACGGGUGUCACCGUCAGCCCUGGAUGCUGCGCCGAAAAAUGGGAUACUCCGACCCAUCGUCGGGUAAAGACUUGCUCGGCAGCAGAUCUCUUUGUUUCAUAUUUAUUUGCGCGUUUGGGCUCGUCACACUUUUGCAGCAGAUUCUCUACGGGAAAAACUACAUCAAGAGUGCGCAACAGUUUAGCCGACUCAAAGGGGACGAGACAGGAAAUUGGACCGGUCCCGUUAAUUUCUCCGAUGACGGAUCUCUGAAGCCUGCCAGAAAUGGAAGGAAAAGAUGUUUCCGUCAGAAUUUUCAGCCAGAUUCACAGAUCUCCGUAAUAGUCACACCCUGCCUAGCUGAUAUUAAGAAGAAAAAAAAACGCCCUCAAAGGUAUCUGGAAAACUAUGAUGGCUCCUUUGACUACAACUCUACUGCAUGCAGGGAGCUCAGACAGGAGAUUAUAGACGUCAAAGUGCUGACAAUGGUGAAAACGUCAGAUCUCUUUGAAAGAUGGCGAAACCUGCAGGUGUGUAGGUGGGAGCAGAACAAGGAGGAGGCCAGCAACUUUAAGAUGUCUCUGUCGCGCUGCUGUAAUGCUCCUAACUUUCUGUUCACAACCAAGAGGAACACUCCUGCAGGGACCAAGCUGAGGUAUGAGGUGGACACCAGUGGUAUCCUUCCCAUUACUACUGAGAUCUUCAAGAUGUUACCAGAUGAUAUGCCGUAUUCCAAGUCACAGUUCAAGAAAUGUGCUGUCAUUGGAAAUGGUGGUAUCAUCAAGAACAGCAAAUGUGGAAAGGAAAUUGACUCAGCAGAUUUUGUUUUUAGAUGCAACAUACCGCCCAUUAAUGACAAAUAUUCAGCAGAUGUUGGGACUAAAACAGAUCUGGUGACAAUAAACCCGAGCAUUAUAACUGAGAGAUUUCAGAAGCUGGAGAAAUGGCGGAGGCCGUUUUAUGACGUCCUUCAGAAUUACGAAAACUCCUCAGUGGUGCUACCGGCGUUCUACAACACCCGCAACACCGACGUGUCAUUCAGAGUUAAGUAUAUGCUGGAUGAUUUUGACUCCCAGAGAGGUGUGUUCUUCUUCCACCCGCAGUAUCUGCUUAACGUGCAGCGCUUCUGGGCGGUGCAGGGUGUCCGCGCCAAACGGCUCAGCAGCGGCCUGAUGCUAGUCACCGCCGCAUUAGAGAUGUGCGAAGAGGUCCACCUCUACGGUUUCUGGGCGUUUCCUAUGAACCCCUCUGGCAUCUUCAUCACACACCACUACUAUGACAACGUCAAACCACGGCCGGGCUUUCACGCAAUGCCUCAUGAAAUUUUCAACUUCAUUCACAUGCAUACACGUGGGAUCAUCAACGUACACACAGGGCCAUGCGCAUGAUCCCUCACUCUAAUUAGUAAUUUGCUUUAAUGCAACGGCUCAAGAUUUUACCUUUUAAUUUGUGUUUAGGCCAGUUUUCAUCACGGCAAUCUCAGUUCAGGCAACUAUUUUGACCCCAGUUCAAACAGAGUUGGCCUUGGGACACUCUCAUCUACAUGUUGAAGAUUUCUCUUCUGCCAGCAUCUUUCAAGUUUUUCACUUCAGUAAAAUCACCAUGGUUAUCUCCGACUGUCAGACCAUUGGAUGCUUGUUUUUAAUGUGAACAAAGUGGUCUUCAUAGUGAUGUUGUUUCUGUGGAGUUUUCUAGUGGCUCGGCUGUACAGAGGUGUUGUUUUUCUACUUGGUCACACAGAUAUUUAAGCCUGUCUUCUUCUCUCUUUUUCUCAGACACUCUGUGGGUGUGGCAGCUUUUAAUGUUUGUGUAAAAAAAACAACAAAAAAACAAAGUCUGAACCUUAAUAUUCAGCUAAUAUUUUAAAAAAUAUGAAAAGAAAAUCAAACUGUAAAAUUCAGUUGUCUACUUUUGUAAUCUAUUUCCUAUUCACCAUAUUCCCUCGGUGAAUAUUUUAAAAACACUCUUGAAACGGCCUGUUUUCCACGGCCUUCUUUCUCCCAUUUCCAAAUAUUUCUCAUCAUUUCUGGUGGAAAAGAGGCAAGAUUUUCUUUUUGUUUUUUGGGGGAGGAGUGGGGUGUCAUAGAUUAGGGUGAAAGCUAGAAAAAUAUUUUGCAAUACACCAACUCCACAGAACUUUUGGCUUUCCAGUUUUUAAAGCAACCCAGCCUAUCGCUGUCUUUCAUGUCUUAAGCCUUAUUGCCUUAUGAGGUAUGGAAUCCCUCUGUAUGAUGUGCAGACAAAGUUUUUAGUUUGCCUCUUUUCAUCCAAGCACAACCCUAACACGCUAAGGUAAAGCAAUUCAUGUGUAGUUCAUGGCUUGUAUUCUACUGGAGUCCCUCCCUGUAAACUCCACUCAUAACCACGUAGUGCUCUGCAUGACUUUACUCUAUACUUGGCUUUGUGUGUGCCUGCUUCAGCGAUCACUGAUAUAGCCUAUGUUUACACUUAAGCCUCAACUGAAGCUCACAGUGCUUUUGGAGAUGUACACAAGACUCUUGCUUGGAGAAAGAUUGAUGGAUAUGUUAAAGUGGCUGAGAUGAUGUGGUAUCAUUUUCACUUAUGACCCCCAAAAAUGUAUUAUGCUACUGUGGUACACUGGAAAGUCAUAAAAGGUUUUGCUAUUUGUUUUGUUGUAUGCAACAAAUUAUUUCACUUGUAAGACUGUAACUUUACUUUUCAGUCACUCCUCUGUUCAUGCUCAGCUGUGCACUUGUCCAUUAUUUCUUUGAAUGCAUUACAAAUAAGAUUUUAAAAAAAAAGCUGUUUCCUUCAUGUCUUUAUACAGACUCUUUGUGUGUUUAUGCAGCACCAAAAAGUUUCGAGCUAAAUUGCUCUACAGUCACAGUUAAUGAGCAAGAGUGGAAAUAGAGGGGAUCUGGUCUGUGUAAAGAAUGGAGGUAAUAUCUAACACAGUGCUUCUUAAAUGACUCUGGAUCAUUCUUUAUACUGCUACUGUGCUUGUAAAUAAACUUGUCUGAAUUUUCA
Molecule: messenger RNA, 3597 nt
Organism: Neolamprologus brichardi
Lineage: Eukaryota; Metazoa; Chordata; Actinopteri; Cichliformes; Cichlidae
Gene: st8sia5
Product: ST8 alpha-N-acetyl-neuraminide alpha-2,8-sialyltransferase 5
Biological process (GO): N-glycan processing; oligosaccharide metabolic process
Molecular function (GO): alpha-N-acetylneuraminate alpha-2,8-sialyltransferase activity
Source: RefSeq, a predicted model, not a curated record